Molecule: messenger RNA, 876 nt
Organism: Amphimedon queenslandica
Lineage: Eukaryota; Metazoa; Porifera; Demospongiae; Haplosclerida; Niphatidae
Product: patatin-like phospholipase domain-containing protein 5
Exons: 3
Coding region: 1-876 (291 amino acids)
Biological process (GO): triglyceride catabolic process; lipid homeostasis
Cellular component (GO): cytoplasm; membrane; lipid droplet
Molecular function (GO): triacylglycerol lipase activity
Source: RefSeq, a predicted model, not a curated record
AUGUCAACAACAAGAAGAGCAAUUUCUUUUGCUGGGGGCGGAUUCAUGACUAUAUAUCACGUUGGAGUGCUAGAAGCAAUAGCAGAGGAAGGUGCAAGGAAGCAGAAAUUAACAAAAAAGAAGAAAAAGAGACGUGGAAGUAAAGCCAUGAUAAAACCAAGCAGUCAUGAUCAUUUUGCUGGAAGCAUCCUUUCAAGACUUGGUAUGCUUUACGGAGCCAGUGGUGGUGCAUUUAUUGCAGUGAAUAUAGCGUGUGGAAUGUCACCAAAGAUAGCAAUGGAAUUCAUAGUGGACCUGCAUGAAAGGGCAGUCUCGUUUGGUUGCUGCUGGGGCAGGUUUGGUACAUUUCAUCCAAGAUUUCAACUCGUCAGAAGAACUAGAGAAUUCUUUGAGAAGUACUUACCGCCUGAUGCACACAAGAAAUGCAGUGGCAGAGUGGGAGUGUCAAUGACCGUACUGCCAUCAAUGGAGAAUAAAAUCAUCACUGAAUUUAACACCAGGGCUGAGCUAAUACAAGCUUUGAUAUGCAGUGGAUUUGUACCGUUAUUCUCUGGUUAUAAAAUACCAAAAUUUAGAGGAAAGUAUUGCUGUGAUGGGGGUCUCUCCUCUAAUCUACCAUACAGUACUGAUCCAAGUGUAAUAACAGUAUCACCAUUCACUGGUGAAUGUGAUAUAUGCCCACCAGCUGAUAAUGAAUCCUAUUAUCAAUGUUACUUCUUUGGACAAACUAUGAACAUAAAUACUGGCAAUAUGUAUCGUGGUAUUGGAUCAUUGCUACUGCUACCAUGGAAAGAAAUGGAAAUCAUUUAUAAACAAGGUUACACUGAUGCUGUGAACUUUCUCAGGAAAGAAAGCUAUCAAAAAUACUAUUUAUAA